UUGAUUGUAUAACAAUUUCACAAAAUACGUGUGUAUCAAAUAGACACAUUGUAUACCAUCAAAUUGUAGAAUUUUAUUCAUCAGUUAUACUUCAACAAACUGGAAAAAAAAAUCAGGUGUGUAAGUAUUAACAAUGCUGGUUGUAAAUUAAAACUAAGCAUCAUAUUUUUGGUGUCAAAAUGUUAGACAUUUGUAAGAAAACAUGUAUAAGUGUUCUGCCUCUUGGAUGAGACCAUUUUAAAUUAAGCUGUAAAAAAAAAGUACUGACAAUACAGUUCACUUUCAGUAAUCUGGGUUUUCCCAAAUAGUGACAUGAAAGCCAGUCAUUUCGAAUCAGACAGUUUGAGUUUCUCUUCAAGAAUCUGAAAUGUAGGUCAGGGUUCUGCUGACAUUUCCAUUGAUCUCAGAGCUGAAAACCUGAAGCGAUCACUGACAGGCAGGCAGUGUGGAAAGAAGACAUGACACAGCCAACAAGGGUAGCACCCUGGCUCUGAAGUGGAAUUAUGUGCUUCAAACAGGUUGAAAGAAGGAAACAAUCUUUUCCUGCUUCCAGACAUGAAUCAGGUCACUAUUCAAUGGGAUGUGGCGAUAGCUCUCUACAUAUUCUUCAGUUGGUGUCAUGGAGGAAUUACAAAUAUAAACUGCUCUGGACACAUCUGGGUAGAACCAGCCACAAUUUUUAAGAUGGGUAUGAAUAUCUCUAUAUAUUGCAAAGCAGCGAUUAAGAACUGCCAACCAAGGAAACUUCAUUUUUAUAAAAACGGCAUCAGAGAAAGAUUUCAAAUCACAAGGAUUAACAAAACAACAGCUCGGCUUUGGUAUAAAAACUUUCUGGAACCACACGCUUCUAUGUACUGCACUGCUGAAUGUACCAAACAUUUUCAAGAGACACUGAUAUGUGGAAAAGACAUUUCUUCUGGAUAUCCGCCAGAUGUUCCUGAUGAGGUAACCUGUGUCAUUUAUGAAUAUUCAGGCAACAUGACUUGCACCUGGAAUGCUGGGAAGCUCACCUACAUAGACACAAAAUACGUGGUGCAUGUGAAGAGUUUAGAGACAGAAGAAGAGCAACAAUAUUUCACCUCAAGCUAUGUUAACAUCUCCACUGAUUCAUUACAAGGUGGUAAGAAGUAUUUGGUUUGGGUCCAAGCAGCAAAUGCACUAGGCAUGGAGGAGUCAGAACAACUGCAGAUUCACCUGGAUGAUAUAGUGAUACCUUCUGCAUCCAUCAUUUCCAAGGCUGAGACUAUAAAUGCUACAGUGCCCAAGACCAUAAUUUAUUGGUAUAGUCAAACAACAAUUGAAAAGGUUUCCUGUGAAAUGAGAUACAAGGCUACAACAAACCAAACUUGGAAUGUUAAAGAAUUUGACACUAAUUUUACAUAUGUGCAGCAGUCAGAAUUCUACUUGGAGCCAAACAUUAAGUACGUAUUUCAAGUGAGAUGUCAAGAAACAGGCAAAAGAUACUGGCAGUCUUGGAGUUCUCCGGUUUUCCAUAAAACACCUGAAACAGUUCCUCAGGUCACACCAAAAUCACUCCAACAUGACACAUGGAAUUCUGGACUUCUAGUUUCUUCCAUCUCUACAAGACACCUUACUUCUGGCAACAGAGAUGACAUUGGACUUUUAUUGGGAAUGAUCAUCUUUGCUGUUGUGUUGUCAAUUCUUUCUUUGAUUGGGAUACUUAACAGAUCACUCAGAACUGGAAUUAAAAGACGAAUCUUAUUUUUAAUACCAAAGUGGCUUUAUGAAGAUAUUCCUAAUAUGAAAAACAGCAAUGUUGUGAAAAUGCUACAGGAGAAAAGUGAACUUAUGAAUAAUAAUUCCAGUGAACAGGUCCUAUAUGUUGAUCCCAUGAUUACAGAGAUAAGCGAAAUCGUUAUCCCACAACACAGGCCUGCAGACUACAAGAAGGGAAAGAAUACAGGACCCCUGGAGACAAGAGACUACCUUCAAAACUCGCUAUUCGACAACACCACGGUUGUGUAUAUUCCUGAUCUCAACACUGGAUAUAAACCCCAAAUUUCAAAUUUUCUGCCUGGAGGAAACCGUCUCAGCAAUAAUGAUGAAAUCACUUCCUUAACACUUAAACCACCAUUUGAUUCCUUAGACUUAGGAAAUAAUUCCAGGUUAAAAAAGCAUCCUAAUUUUGCUUUUUCUGUCUCAAGUGUGAAUUCACUGGGCAACACACUAUUUCUUGAAGAAUUAAGCCUCAUAUUAAAUCAAGGAGAAUGCAGUCCUCCUGACAUACAAAACUCAAUAGAUAAGGAACCCACCACGCUUUUGGAAAACGAUUCACCCAAUGAAACUAUUCCAGAACAGACCCUGCUUCCUGAUGAAUUUGUCUCCUGUUUGGGGAUCCUGAAUGAGGAGUUGCCAUCUACUAAUUCUUAUUUUCCACAAAAUAUUUUGGAAAGCCACUUCAAUAGGAUUUCACUCCUGGAAAAGUAGAGCUGUAAGGUCAAAAUCAAUAUGACAAAGCUACUUUGAAAUCUGAACUUGAGUUUUUCCUGCAAUAGAAAUGGAAUUCAACCUGUUUUUGAAAAAAUUUAUCCACAUACAAAUCUUCAUGUGGACACAUGUUUUCAUUUCCCUUGGAUGAAUACCUAGGUGGGGGUUGCUGGGCCUUAUGAUAAGCAUAUGUUUCAGUUCUACCAAUCUCAUUUCCAGAAUAGUGGCAUUCUGUGUUCCUACUAUCAACAUGUGAAAAUUCCAGGAGCGCCACAGCCUUUUAAUUUUAGCCAUUCUUCUGCCUCAUUUCUUUCUUUCUUUUUUUUUUUUUUUUUUAUCCUAUUUCAAAGCUACUGAAAAUCAAACUGCCUCAUUUCUUAAAAUUAGAGAAUUAAGAUCUGAAGGUGGAACAUGCUUCAUGGUCACACAGGCACAAAACCAGCAUUAUUUGGAUACCUCCUAUAUUUUUUAUAAAGCAUCACCUAUUUCCUCUUUAUUUCCCCUCACUGAAAGAUGCAAAACAGCUCUCUAUUAUAUAAAGAAAGGAUAAAUCAUGCAAAAUAUCUGGUAGUAAAAUACAUCCUGAAAAUUGUCCUUUAAAAUAGAAUUAGGCUGGGCGUGGUGGCUCAUGCCUUUAAUCCCAGCACUUUGGGAGGCUGAGAUGGGUGGAUC
This is a messenger RNA of Sapajus apella (tufted capuchin), 3120 nucleotides long. It is a transcript of the gene IL23R, whose product is annotated as interleukin 23 receptor. The transcript is spliced from 11 exons. The coding region runs from base 556 to 2448 and encodes 630 amino acids. Gene Ontology annotation, biological process: cytokine-mediated signaling pathway. Gene Ontology annotation, molecular function: cytokine receptor activity; protein binding. The record is from RefSeq and is a predicted model, not a curated record. Gene Ontology annotation, cellular component: external side of plasma membrane. NCBI's taxonomy places the organism in Eukaryota, Metazoa, Chordata, Mammalia, Primates, Cebidae.